Salvia splendens (bonfire salvia) is the source of this 2145-nucleotide messenger RNA. RefSeq lists its product as uncharacterized. Lineage: Eukaryota; Viridiplantae; Streptophyta; Magnoliopsida; Lamiales; Lamiaceae. Bases 1 to 2145 code for a protein of 714 amino acids. The record is from RefSeq and is a predicted model, not a curated record. Gene Ontology annotation, molecular function: DNA helicase activity. Gene Ontology annotation, biological process: DNA repair; telomere maintenance. The transcript is spliced from 6 exons.
AUGGUUGAGACAGGUCGUCUAUUGUUUGUCAGAACCCAACAGAAAAAAUUGCAUGCUGAAAUGUAUAGUGGUUUGGCGGAGGCUGUACUGCGAGGUGAUACAGAUGGUUCUAUGCAUGUUACUGAUCCUUGCUAUUAUGAGAAUGUGAAAGAGUAUAUGGUGCAUGGACCAUGUGGUGUUGUUCGAAAGUCUUCUCCUUGCAUGCGGAACGGAAGAUGUUCAAAAUACUUUCCGAAAAAAUUUGUGGGUGCCACAACGUUUGAUGAUGAAGGUUAUCCUAUUUACAAACGUAGAGAUAGUGGUCGUGUUAUUAUGAAAGAUGGGAUGCCCUUAGAUAAUAGAUACAUUGUUCCACACAAUCGUGCACUACUUAUGAAAUAUGGUGGUCACGUUAAUGUUGAGUGGUGCAAUCAAUCGCGAUCCAUUAAGUAUUUAUUUAAGUACAUAAAUAAAGGUCAUGAUCGCGUGACUACAUCUUUUUUCCAGUUUGGCGCAAAUGGUUCUGAUCAAUUACAGGAUGAAAUUAGUUUGUAUUAUGAUUGCAAAUACAUUUCGUCAUGUGAAGCUGCUUGGAGAAUUUUGGGGUUUGAGAUUCAGUAUAAGGAUCCGUCCAUUGAAAGAUUGAGUUUUCACCUUCCUAAUGAGCAAAGUGUUAUUUUUUAUGAGAGAGAGAGUUUGGAUAAUGUUUUGAAUCGGAAUACAAUUCAUCAGAGCAAGUUUUUGGGUUGGAUGGAUGCAAAUAAGAUUUAUUCUGAGGGUCGUGAUCUCACUUAUGGUGAAUUUCCUACCAAAUUUAUGUGGAAAACAGAUCAUUGGCAACCUAGAAAGCAACGUUUCUCCAUUGGGAGGUUGUUUUAUGUUCCUCCCAGUUCUGGUGAUAUCUAUUAUCUGAGAUGUUUGUUGAAUAUUUUUAAAGGAGCUACAUCAUAUGAAGACAUUAGACGUGUGAAUGGUGUUCAGUAUGAUACAUUCCGAGAUGCCUGUUUUGCUUUAGGGUUGUUGGACGAUGAUAAGGAAUAUGUUGAUGGCAUUAUUGAGGCAUCAUUUUGGUCUUCUGUCCAUUCCAUAAGAUUGUUAUUUGUUAGUUUGUUGACGUUAGAAUCUAUUUCUAGACUGGAUUUUGUUUGGCUAAGUUGUUGGAAAUACUUAUCUGAAGAUGUUUUGUAUAAUCAACGAAAAUUGAUAAGUCUUCCAGGGUUGUUGUUGAGUGACGAGGAUGUCCAAAAUUUUGCUUUGGUGGAGAUUGAGAAAUUGUUGUUAAAUGUUGGGAAAAGUUUGCGUGAUUUCCAGGGUAUGCCUUAUCCGAAAUCUGAGUUUUUUGAAACAUUUGAAAAUAGAUUGAUUUGCGAUGAGUUGUGUUAUGAUCGUGAAGCUUUGGGAAGAGAACAUUUGGACUUUCUUUCUAAGUUUACCGAUGAACAACUUCAUGUUCAUGAUACUAUUAUGUCAUCUGUUUACUCAAAUGGUGGAGGAAUGUUUUUUGUCUAUGGUUAUGGAGGUACUGGUAAAACUUUCAUUUUGAGGUCUUUGUCAGCUGGGAUUCGUUCGAGGAGUGAAAUUGUUUUAAAUGUGGCAUCCAGUGGCAUAGUUUCUUUGUUGUUGCUUGGAGGUAGAACAACACAUUCUCGCUUUAAGAUUCCUAUCAAUGUUGAUGAAGAUUCGAUGCAAAUCUUGUCUGUUGUUCCAAAGGAUAGUAGGCAAGAUGAUGUGAAUGUUGUUAUCAACUCUUCUUAUCUUUGGAAGUAUUGUACUGUUUUGAGGCUUACAAAAAAUAUGAGACUGCUGAGUGCUGGAUCUUGUGAUGAAGCAGAAUGUUUGAAGGAAUUUUCUUCUUGGGUUGCUUCAAUAGGAGAUGGUGUUCUUGGUGGUCCAAAUGAUGGUGAAGUGAUUGGUCUUCCUUCUUACAUUAUAUAUCCAUCUUAUAUGAAUCAUGAAGAGUUGAGUGGUUGCUUGCGUGAUCGUGCAAUACUUACUCCUACGUUGGAGAUUGUUGACGAGGUUAACCAAUUCAUGAUGUCGUUGGAUCAGCCUGAAGGUACACCUAACCAUGAAUUAUUGCUGAAAGUUGGUACUCAUGUCAUGCUGCUAGGGAAUAUAGAUCACUCGAAUGGAUUAUGUAAUGGCACAAGAUUGCUAAUUACAUGA